CGAAGGGAAGGGGAGAAGCGGAGGGAAGGGAAGGGGAGGCGCUGCCCAUGCAGAGCAGGCAGCAAGAGCCGCCGCGGCGCUCCGGGGAGCAGCCGGAGCUGGAGCAGCCCAGGGCAUCGGGAGGCGCCGUGGAGGAGCCGGAGGAGGAAGAGGCGGAGGAGCCCGGCCGGGCCCGGGCCCCCUACGCCAUGGAGAUCGAGAAGGAGUUCCGCCGGCUCGACCAGGCCGACAGCUGGGCCGCCAUCUACCAGGACAUAAGGCAUGAAGCCAGUGACUUUCCAUGUAAAGUGGCCAAACUUCCCAGAAACAAAAAUCGCAACAGAUACAGAGAUGUCAGCCCAUUUGACCACAGUCGAAUUAAGCUGCAGCAGGAUGAUAAUGACUACAUCAAUGCCAGUUUGAUAAAAGUGGAAGAGGCGCACAGGAGCUACAUCCUCACACAGGGGCCUCUGCCAAAUACUUGUGGUCACUUUUGGGAGAUGAUUUGGGAACAGAAAAGCCGUGGCGUUGUCAUGCUCAACAGAGUGAUGGAAAAGGGAUCAAUAAAAUGUGCACAGUACUGGCCACAAAAAGAGGAGAAGGUGAUGCUCUUUGAGGAUACAAACUUGACGUUAACCUUGAUAUCGGAAGAUAUAAAAUCCUACUAUACAGUACGACAGUUAGAAUUGGAAAACCUCACAACACAUGAAACUCGAGAAAUCCUGCACUUUCAUUAUACAACGUGGCCUGACUUUGGAGUCCCCGAGUCUCCAGCUUCAUUCCUCAACUUCCUGGUCAAAGUGAGAGAGUCGGGGUCACUGAGCCCCGAACAUGGACCCAUUGUAGUACACUGCAGUGCAGGGAUUGGAAGAUCAGGAACUUUCUGCUUGGUUGACACUUGUCUCCUUUUGAUGGACAAAAGAAAAGACCCUUCUUCCGUCGACAUUAAGCAGGUUCUUUUAGAAAUGAGGAAAUACCGCAUGGGGCUUAUACAGACUGCAGACCAGCUUCGCUUCUCAUAUUUGGCUGUUCUAGAAGGAUCAAAAUUCAUUAUGGGAGACUCAUCUGUGCAGGAGCAAUGGAAAGAGCUCUCUAAAGAAGACUUGGACCCCCCGCCGGAACAUAUUCCCCCACCACCAAGACCACCAAAACGAACCUCGGAAAUGAAUAACGGAAGGGUGCACGACCACAUGGAAAAUUCUUCAAAGCAUCGGGUGACGGAGGAGGAAGUUGAGUGUGCCGUGAGCGCUCUGGUGGCAAAGGUUCCUGAUGGCAGAGAUCACCCCUCUGAGCAUCUAGACAUGGAGAGCACUAGUCAAGACACUGAGCUUAGGAAGAGAACUGUCGAUGCCUCGCCACAAAGUGAAGAGAUGGUCAAGUCGGAAGAAGAAGACGAUGAGAGCAUGGUGUCAACUUGGAAACCAUUUCUGGUCAACAUUUGCAUGUUCACUGUCCUGACAGCAGGAGCAUACCUCUGCUACAGGGUAUGUUUCCAUUGAUAGACAUGCCAGCGAUGGUAUCGAGAACGCCAGUAGCUUCGCCGGCGUUUUAACUUUGUUACAAUAAAAGAAAGCUAAAGCGGGGCAUCCAAGCCUUUGCCCCAGUGGAAGUAUAUCUUAAGUUUGAGAUGCUGGAACUUUGGUUAGGGCUUAAAGAGAAAAUUGAUGCACUAGGGUUUAAUAUUAGCCCUAUGGUCCCAAGAACAUAAUAUUCUAAUCUCAGGGCCUUAAGAUAUUCAGGAGUAAGCAGAGAAUAUGCCAAAUAAGUCUUGUGGGUUUUUUUUUCUCUUUCAUUAUUUUUUCCUUAUUUUUUAAAAUGGAAUAAUAAGAGUUUACAACACAUUGCUUUUUAGAAGUCUUUUAAAGCCAGUUUUCGUUCUUUUGGUUGUUGUUUUUCAGGAGAAAUAAAAGCUAGGGACAAGUGAAAAUUUGCUUGUAUUCUCCAAGUGUUUGUAACCAAAUACAUGAUUGGGUUUCUUAAAUCACCACUAUUGGGUUCCUUAAAUCACCCACACAUGCACACACCCCUGAAGAAUGUACAACUUUUUAUUUUACUUUAUUUGAGAGGGGGGAGCUCUUUACUGCAUGCCUUUUAAAGACUGAGGACUCUCUAAAGAACCACUUUUUUGUAAGUUCUGUUGCUUAAAUUGGCUGCUGCUCAGGAGCCCCAGUAAAUGAAUGGAGAUUACAUAAUACAUGCCCCCGCAAGUUGAAUUUCACCCUGAAGUGUGGGGUUUUCUGGCAGUGCAGGUAGUAACAUGGAUAGGUUUUAUCUUAAACAGAUUCUUGCUUUCAGCGCAAUUGUAAUGGGCACCUGCUGUUGCUCAGGGCAUCCCAGCAGGUCAAACGCUACUCUUUUCUUCUUCCUUUAAGACAAAAUCUCCCACUCGCCACCAACACCAAAUGCAAGUCUUCUGUCGCACUCCUUAUUAUUAACCUGUACAUCCCCAUUGCAUAGCACCGUCCCAUCUCUCUCGCUCUCUCGCUCACUCUUUCUUUCUCCCUGUCCUUUAGGGAGAGGGGAAGGAAAAUACAACCAAAAUCUAAUCCACUAGCAUUUGCAGAAUUGUUUUGGAAAGGACCGGUGUUCUUAAGCAUCGGUAUCAUAAUUUUGAAUGUAAAAUGCAAUUUCACUCUAGACCUGCCAUGUGAAAAGAAUACGCUUUGUGUACAAAAUGGAACAAGAAGAGUUUAAAAUAAUUCUUAGAGCUCCUUUACACUGCAGAAAAAUGUAUCUCAAGGAAUCCCAAGUAGCUAUCGCUGGACAGGGGGUGGGGGAGAGGGGGGGACUUCCUUUUGGAGAAAAACUGAGCAAAUGAACUGGCUCUCCAAAUCAACAAGUCGUUUUGCGAGAUGCAAGUCACUGUUGGUGGCUUUUAGUUUUAUUGCCUCUCCCCCCCCCCUUGAACAAAGAUUUCAAGUUUGGCUUUUAUUUGGCUUAAGAUCAUGCUGUUCAGUAGCCAGGCUUAAGUGUCUGCCUCUGCAGAAAAGUGUUCAGCCUAACUCGGAACAGAUCCAGGUUCUGCUCUGCUCCAUCUGAAGAUGAAGAUUUGAGUUUUUUUGUUUUUGGUAUAGUGUAGCUUAACUGACCAUAGCUGCUAAAAGGAGGGUAAAAGUUUAGACCAAUCAUGUUUUUUGUCUCUUUGUUGGAUGAUAUGAUCGGGGGGGGGGGGUGUAGUAAGCUGACUUUGUCAACUGUUCUUACUGCAUUCGACUGAAAUGAUAAUCACAUGGAAGAAUCCUUUGUCCAUGCUGCAGAGAGCAAGGCAAAUGCAAUCAUUAGAAUUGUAGCCUGUUUCAAAGUAAAACCAUGGCAAUUGACCUACAAGUGUAACUGAUCAAUGCUUUAAAAAUUCUGCAAAAUUCUAAUUGGGUAUAUAGCACUUAAGUACCAUCUACCUUAAAAAAAAAACCAUAGUAGACUUCUCACUCCAUAUUUAUUUUGGUUCGCUGCGAUGCUCACAAACUUUAGCUCUUUGGGUUUUCCCCCCUUGAACCACAGGGUCUUGGGGAAGGAAGGAGUGGUUGGAUCAAAAAUAAAUGAAGUCAAGCUUUGCAUCAAGGGCUUUUCAAAUGUACAAUAAUAAUCCUCAGGUAGUAAUGGGAAACUUACGCAUGCAGACAGACAGAAAGUUACCCGUGAGAUUGCUGUUUAGACCAGAAUUUGAAAGGAGGAAUACUCAAGCAGCCAAUCUUCAGUAGUACAGUAAUAGGGCAAGCGUGAAAAAUACUGAUUAUGAGUAUAGAAAAUGGUAUAACUAUAUAAUGCUCACCUGUGUAUUUUUCCUAUACAGUAUGUGAUUGCUUUGUCCCCAUCACUUUCUCUCAUUCAGUAGUAGGCUCUAGUUGAGAACCAACAUUAGUUAGCACAUUUUUAUUCAGAUGCAUGUAUAAAGUCUCC
Molecule: messenger RNA, 3879 nt
Organism: Zootoca vivipara (common lizard)
Lineage: Eukaryota; Metazoa; Chordata; Lepidosauria; Squamata; Lacertidae
Gene: PTPN1
Product: protein tyrosine phosphatase non-receptor type 1
Biological process (GO): negative regulation of PERK-mediated unfolded protein response; negative regulation of ERK1 and ERK2 cascade; peptidyl-tyrosine dephosphorylation
Cellular component (GO): endoplasmic reticulum; early endosome; cytoplasm
Molecular function (GO): protein kinase binding; non-membrane spanning protein tyrosine phosphatase activity
Source: RefSeq, a predicted model, not a curated record